Molecule: messenger RNA, 2071 nt
Organism: Loxodonta africana (African savanna elephant)
Lineage: Eukaryota; Metazoa; Chordata; Mammalia; Proboscidea; Elephantidae
Gene: TMEM198
Product: transmembrane protein 198
Exons: 5
Coding region: 350-1432 (360 amino acids)
Biological process (GO): positive regulation of canonical Wnt signaling pathway
Cellular component (GO): cytoplasmic vesicle; plasma membrane
Source: RefSeq, a predicted model, not a curated record
AGGCCGCGGGCGGGCUCAGGGCAUGGGGCCGCGGCUCUGGGGCAGCCCGAGCCCCUGCUCCUCUUCUUUUCCCUUCGCCAGGAGCCUGAGUCCCCGGACGCCGCGGGACUGGAGUGCCAGCCGGUGUUGGAGGCGGAGCAGCGACGCCGCCCCGCAGAGACCGGGCCCUCUGGCCCAGCAGCCCCUGUCCCAGCACGGUGGACUUUUUCCGGACCCCAGUCAGUUGGGGGUUCUGGCGCCCCGCAUCCCCGGACUCUCUGGCCCCUGCACCGCCUCUUCAGCUCAGAAGCUCAGGUCACCUCCAGCCCAGGUUGACCUGGGAGGGUGACUCCCCUCGGUUCCCAGCACUAUGCCGGGCACUGUGGCGACACUGCGGUUCCAGCUACUGCCCCCCGAGCCAGAUGACGCCUUCUGGGGUGCACCCUGUGAGCAGCCCCUGGAGCGCCGGUACCAGGCGCUCCCAGCCCUCGUCUGCAUCAUGUGCUGUCUGUUUGGAGUCGUCUACUGCUUCUUUGGUUACCGCUGCUUCAAGGCAGUGCUCUUCCUCACGGGGUUGCUGUUUGGCUCAGUGGUAAUCUUCCUGCUGUGCUACCGGGAGCGGGUGCUAGAGACACAGCUGAGUACCGGGGCCAGCGCAGGCAUUGCUCUGGGUAUCGGGCUGCUCUGCGGGCUGGUGGCCAUGCUGGUGCGCAGCGUGGGCCUCUUCCUGGUGGGACUGCUGCUCGGUCUGCUGCUUGCUGCUGCCGCCCUGCUGGGCUCUGCACCCUACUACCAGCCAGGCUCCGUGUGGGGCCCACUGGGGCUGCUGCUGGGAGGCGGCCUGCUCUGUGCCCUGCUCACACUGCGCUGGCCCCGCCCACUCACUACCCUGGCCACCGCUGUGACUGGUGCUGCGCUCAUCGCCACCGCUGCUGACUACUUUGCUGAGCUGCUGCUGCUGGGGCGCUAUGCAGUGGAGCGGCUGCGGGCCGCCCCCGUGCCCCCACUUUGCUGGCGGAGCUGGGCCCUGCUGGCACUCUGGCCCCUGCUCAGUCUGAUGGGCGUCCUGGUGCAGUGGCGGGUGACGGCCGAGGGGGACUCCCACACAGAAGUGGUCAUCAGCCGGCAGCGAAGACGUGUGCAGCUGAUGCGAAUUCGGCAACAGGAAGAGCGCAAGGAGAAACGGCGGAAGAAGAGACCCUUGCGGGCCCCCCCAAGAGGUCCCCGGGCUCCUCCAAGGCCCGGGCCCCCCGACCCUGCUUAUCGGCGCAAACCGGUGCCCGUCAAACGCUUCAAUGGAGAUGUCCUCUCUCCGAGCUACAUCCAGAGCUUCCGGGACCGGCAGACAGGGAGCUCAUUGAGCUCCUUUAUGGCCUCACCCACUGAUACAGACUAUGAGUAUGGGUCCCAGGGGCCGCUGACGGCCUGCUCAGGCCCUCCUGUGCGAGUAUAGCAGGACAGAUGCUCCCCACCUGCUUAGACUCUUGUUACCAGCUCUGCCGGACUGGCCCUGUGGCCCUUGGCUGUCCCUCUCCCUAGACUGGAGAGGAUUGGCCUGGCUGCAAGAAGGAAGACCAGUCCCAGGCGAGGCCUGGCCAGAGGUGACAGCCCCCUCUAAAGCUCCUGAGGGGCUCCCGAGGGAUGUGGGGUGUGAGCCCCACUGGGGUGUGCUCAGGGUUCUUAGUGUGUUGCCUGUGUGUGUGUGUGUGUGGAGAGGGUGGGCUUGGAGGGGACACUGGGACCCUUGCCUUAGAUUUCUGAUUGGUAGGGCCUCUCCAAAGUUGGCCUGCCUCCUCUCCCCCUCUGGGGGCCAUGGGCCACUCUCCUGCAUGUCUAUGUGGAGGAGACCUGCCUUCCCCCCACUAUCUCCCACCUCUCAACCAGACUCUCCAUCUAGGGGUUCUCGUCCUUGUCCAUGGGACAAAACUGCAGCACUCCUCACCUGAUCCUGUCCUCUGCAAAGCUACCAGUCCCAGAGGGCAGUGGCAGGGGAUGGGUGUGGGGGUUGCUGCUCUGGGCUGGGCUGGGGAGGGGGGCUGGAGGGAGAAGGGUUCAAGUGCACGGUGCAUGUUUGGUGUCUGUCGUGCCACCC